AGGAAAAACAGCAAUCCACUCCAGUAUUCUUGCCUGGAGAAUCCCAUGGACAGAGGAGCCUGGUGGGCUACAGCGCAGGGAGUGCAGAGUUGGACACGACUGAAGCGACUUAGCACGCACACGCGCACACUCCCUCACUGAGAGGUGCUGCGCUCUGGGCCAGGCGGCGGCGGAGGACUCCGGUGGGCUCAGCGUGGCUCAGCCCCGGGUCUGCGUCACCGGAGACUCCGAGGGCGAGGGCUCAGUGCCCACUCCUGCCUGGCCGGCUCCUGCCUGGUCCUUCGAGAACAUGGUGCAGAAGUACCAGUCUCCCGUCCGAGUCUACAAGCACCCAUUUGAGCUGGUCAUGGUGGCCUAUGAGAAGCGCUUCCCCACCUGCCCGCAGAUUCCAGUCUUCCUGGGCAGUGAGGUCCUGCGCGAGUCCCGCAGCGCCGAUGGCGCGGUGCACGUGGUGGAGCGGAGCUGCCGGCUGCGCGUGGAGGCCCCGCGGCUGCUGCGCAAGAUCGCAGGUGUGGAGCACGUGGUCUUCGUGCAAAGAAACGUCUUGAAUUGGAAGGAGAGGACGCUCUUCAUUGAAGCGCACAACGAGACCUUCGCCAGCCGCGUGGUGGUCAAGGAGAACUGCAGCUACAGGGUCCACCCUGAGAAUGAAGACUGGACGUGCUUUGAGCAGUCUGCCUCACUCGACAUCCGGUCCUUCUUUGGCUUUGAAAGUGCCUUGGAGAAGAUCGCCAUGAGGCAGUACACGGCGAACGUCAAGAGGGGAAAGGAGGUGAUUGAGCAUUACCUGAAUGAGCUCAUCUCCCAGGGCACCUCUCACAUUCCCCGGUGGACGCCUGCCCUCGCGCGAGAAGAAGACGCCCCCUCCCAGGCUGGGCAGAGGGAGCCCGACUCACUGGAGGUCUGUGGGCCCAGCAGUGCCCAGGACCUGGCUCCUGAGUCCGUCAGUACUGAUGGGGACAAGCUGGACGCGGACUACAUUGAGAGGUGCCUGGGCCAUCUCACGCCCAUGCAGGAGAGCUGCCUGGUCCAGCUGAGACGCUGGCUGCAGGAGACCCACAAAGGCAAGAUCCCCAAAGAUGAGCACAUCCUUCGCUUCCUCCGGGCUCGAGACUUCCACCUGGACCGGGCCCGCGAGAUGCUGUGCCAGUCCUUGAGCUGGCGGAAGCAGCACCAGGUGGACCUCCUCCUAGAGACCUGGCAACCCCCCGCCCUCCUGGAGGAGUUCUAUGCCGGAGGCUGGCACUACCAGGACAUAGAUGGCCGCCCACUGUACAUCCUGCGUCUGGGCCACAUGGACACCAAGGGCUUGAUGAAGGCCGUGGGGGAGGAGGUGCUGCUGCGGCACGUUCUUUCCAUCAACGAGGAAGGACAGAAGCGGUGUGAAGGGAACACGAAACAGUUUGGCCGUCCCAUCAGCUCCUGGACCUGCCUGGUGGACCUGGAGGGUCUCAGCCUGAGGCACCUGUGGCGGCCGGGGGUGAAGGCCCUGCUGCGCAUGAUCGAGGUGGUGGAAGGCAAUUACCCCGAGACCCUGGGCCGGCUGCUCAUCGUGCGAGCCCCCCGCGUCUUCCCCGUGCUCUGGACACUGAUCAGCCCCUUCAUCAACGAGAACACCCGACAGAAGUUCCUCAUCUACAGUGGCAGCAAUUACCAGGGCCCCGGAGGCCUUGUCGAUUAUCUGGACAAAGAUGUGAUUCCUGACUUCCUUGGGGGAGAGUGCCUGUGUAAUGUCCCUGAAGGAGGACUGGUCCCCAAGUCCCUGUAUCUGACGGAAGAGGAUCAGGAGAACGAAGACCAGCUGUGGCAGUGGAGGGAGACGUACCACUCGGCCAGCGUGCUCCGCGGGGCCCCCCACGAGGUCACCGUGGAGAUUCUGGAGAGGGAGUCAGUCAUCACCUGGGACUUCGACAUCCUCCGUGGGGAUGUGGUGUUCAGUCUGUACCACGCCAAGCAGGCGUCCACGCCAGGCCCCCAGGAGACUGAGGCCAGGGUCGGCGGGCAGCUGACGGACAGAGGCUGGGCCCUGGGUGCAGAUUUCAGCUGCGUGGAGGCCCCGCUCAUCUGCCGGGAAGGGGAGAGCAUCCAGGGCUCCCACGUGACCCGGUGGCCUGGCAUCUACCUGCUGCAGUGGCAAAUGCACAGCCCCCCUGCCCACAUGGCCUGCAGCCUCCCGGGCGUAGAGGAUGUCCUGACAGCCCUGCACAGCCCCGGCCCCAGGUGCAAACUCCUCUACUACUACGAGGUGCUGGCGUCCGAGGACUUCAGGGGCUCCAUGUCCAGCCUGGAAUCCUGCGCCAGCCGCUUCUCCCAGCUCAGCGCCACCACUUCCUCCUCGGCGCCGUCCCACAGCAGCUCCCUGGUCUCCAGGUAGUCGGGAUCGAGCCCCGUGGGGCAGCCUGCUCGCCUCCCACGUCCCCACGUGUCCACGAGGCUGUGUGGGCUGCAGCCCUGGGUCUGGACGCUGCCAAAUUUGGGCUAUCUGGAGGCCCCCAUUGGCUCUUGGGGUGUCGAAGACAGAAUCAUCUAUGAUCAGGCUUCGAGUACAAAAAGCCAAGGGGUGGGCAGACCCCAUUCAGGUCUGAGGGCUCAGGGAGGUCGUCGGGCUCAGUGCCCCCCAGCUUCCCUGGGGUGGCCUCCUCCUCAGGCGACCCCAGCACUGUUACUUUCCCUCUUUCCCUUUCCUGCAGCUCAGCUGCAGAAGAGAAUCUGUCUCCUGACCAAGUUCCAUCCAGCCUCCCAGAAUUGAGUCUUAUCAGCCUGCUUGAGUCCCAGGCUAGUCCCUGAACCAAUCACGGUUGCCAGGGGGCAACAGAGAACACUGAUUGGCCUGCAGGGUCUGUGUUCAGUCUGGACCAAUCACUGUAUGGGGAGGAGGUACAGUGAUGGGCCCGCCCAGACCACAUGCUUGUUCCCACCACCUGGUCUGAAAAGCACAAGGUGGGUUCUUCCAAGACUCUUAGGGUUCCCCACCCUAAGAAGUAGAAAUGACGGGUGUACACCCUAGCAUCUAAGCCUACAACGAUGCCCUGGGUCCCAGGAUAUGCUGGUGAGCAGUUAUAUAAGUUACAGGCUCCACUUUUUGUGGGGAGCCACCCACCAUGGACGUGAAAUGCAUUUUCACAGCAUGUGGCUGGAAGGUCUAAUCCUGACCACCCCUGACUUGAAGACAGUGGAAGGCCCAGUGUUUUUGCUGAAUUCCAGGCAAUGAUGAAGCAGUUCUGGCUAUCUUUAUAUUCUCUGAAGGUCCCUUUGUCUCCUGGGAAUCUCCUGUUUAAUUAUGCCUUUUUGGGUUGUAAGUUACCUCCCAGCAGCUUAAACAAAAAAGGGUUACCAUUCAUGGGCACUUGUAACUGACCAGUCUAAAAGGACUUGCUUCAGCUAAGGCUGGAUCCAGGCUCUCAACAUGGCAUCAGGACUCCCCUGUGGGGUAGGGUCUAUGACUUUGUCGCAGUUGCACUGGGGGCACAUCUGAUCCUUAGUACCAGCUGCAAUAUUGAAAGACUCUCCUUAAGUUCCUGCAUGGGAGGGGCAUGGGUAUGAGGACAUUUUUCCUUUCAUUCCCCGGGUCUGCAAACAGGUAACAGGUCAGAGGUCAUCACUGGCAUCCCACAGUCUGAUCUGACCUGCCUUUAGUGUUUUUGGUUUUUGCCUUAACAGGAGCAAUAAGGAGCCUUAUGCCUCUCUUUUUGAGAGCCUGCUCUCCUCAUCUCCCUCAGGAAAGCCCCAGCUCAAACAGGCUUAAGCAACAAAGGGAAUUCCCUGUCUGCAGUAACUGGGAUGCCCAGGCUGGGCCUUGCUUCAGGUAUGGCUGCAUCCAGGAGCCCUCAGUGUCCUUAGGCGCUUGUGCCCAUCCUCAACCUCACCUAGGCCUCUUGGCUCUGUGUCAGUUUGCAUGCUGACCUUGUCCUCUCCUCACCUGGAGGGAAAGGUGACUGCUGGCGGCCCCUAGCCUACAACCACAGGGCUCUCAGUUUCUAAGGCAGAAAGAGACUCUCCAUCUCAAAUCCCAGGGAAGGCUCUGACUGGCCCUGGGGAAGUCAUGUGCUCACUCUGUGGGCCUAUUAGCUAAGCAGCUGGGAGCCCUGUGAUUGACAUUUCUUCCAGAAGCAACAGAGGGGUUGGGGAGGGCCAGUCACCCAAUGGACAAAGAGAGGUGGGCCACAGGAGCAGCAGAUGACCACACUGGCACCUGCUACGGUUUCCCUCCUGUGCUGGAGGUCGCUGGGGCCCACGCUGGAGCAUCAGCAACCAACAGCUACUCUUCUUAACCCUUGAGAGGCUUGGGAUUAAAAAUCCAAGGAAGGAGAUGCUGAGCUCCUGGCAUCUCAAUUUCCACAAACCUCAGGGCUGGAAGCCCCCCUGGGUAUGGCUUCUUUCUCCAUCUUGUUCAUUAGCUUAUUGUGGCCAGGACACAAAUGACCCUUUAGCAAUAGGACCUGCCCAGGCACUGAGUUUAGGAGCCCAAGUCUUAAAACUUCAACAAGGUAGGGUUCGAGUCCCAGCCAUCCUUUCACACGAGCUGUGUGACCUUCAGCAGGUGACUUAACCUCUCUGUGCCUCAACAUCCUCAUCUGUAAAAUGGGGAUAGAAUAGUGCCUACCUCAUUCUCUGGGUUGCAGUGGGACAAAUGCGAGCGGAUGUGAAGUCCUGGGCCUGGCGCCCAGCACACGGAAAGCUCUUAAUAAAAGUAGGUGGUUAUUCUGAUAGUUUAAUGCUUCUCAUCCAAAGACCCCAGACUCCAUCCUGUGAGGACGCCCAUCACUGUCAUACUCACCAUGCAUCUGGGGAGAAGCAUGGAUGCUGUUUCCUUCUGACUUUCCCUUUGCAGAAACUGCAUUCUCUGGGCAUGUCCACUCAUCUAGAAGGGCCUCAUUCCGAGUGGUGUUUCCCUCAACUGGCUAUACAAUGGUCUCCCCACAGGUUGAAAUAAGGGGAAUUUGAGACUCCCCCACACCCCACCCAAGCCUGUGUCUGGAAUUUCUCCCCCUGUAAAAUGAACUGAUCACACAGUCUGUUUCAGCCAGGAAAACACGGCAUUUCUUGUUCAGCUGAUCGUUUGCUCCGACUGGAAGCAUUAAAUGCACCUGAUUGUUUGCUCCGACCAGAAGCAUUAAACGUUUUAGAUUUGGA
Molecule: messenger RNA, 5133 nt
Organism: Bubalus bubalis (water buffalo)
Lineage: Eukaryota; Metazoa; Chordata; Mammalia; Artiodactyla; Bovidae
Gene: SEC14L5
Product: SEC14 like lipid binding 5
Exons: 17
Coding region: 290-2374 (694 amino acids)
Cellular component (GO): cytoplasm
Source: RefSeq, a predicted model, not a curated record